This is a messenger RNA of Papaver somniferum (opium poppy), 1401 nucleotides long. Its product is annotated as LIM domain-containing protein WLIM2b-like. Gene Ontology annotation, molecular function: actin filament binding. Gene Ontology annotation, biological process: actin filament bundle assembly. The coding region runs from base 311 to 925 and encodes 204 amino acids. Gene Ontology annotation, cellular component: plasma membrane; actin cytoskeleton. NCBI's taxonomy places the organism in Eukaryota, Viridiplantae, Streptophyta, Magnoliopsida, Ranunculales, Papaveraceae. The transcript has 5 exons. The record is from RefSeq and is a predicted model, not a curated record.
UCUUACUUUCCCCUUUCUUCUUCUUCCUCUGUUAUUCAAAUUCUCUCCUCCUCCGGUUGCUACAAAAAGCUCACAUAAAGACUCCACCUAGGGUUUCAUUUUUGAUCUACAGACUUUUCUUCCCAAAUCUCCUUCGAGAAUUUCUUCUCGAUUUUGAAGGAAUUCUAAAGAAGACAUUUUUGGUUGGGAAAUUAAAAUCAGAAGAAAAUUUGGUGAAUUUUCUUUUUUGGAUUUGUUUGUAGGCGAUCGAAGCGAUCUUUAAGUUAAUUGAUUAAGAGGAGAUAGGUUUUUGGAUCUAAGGUUUGAAAAGAUGAAUUUCACAGGUACACUUGAGAAAUGUAAUGUUUGUGAUAAGACAGUUUAUGUUAUGGAUCAGUUACAAGCUGAUGGACUUUCUUUUCACAAGUCUUGUUUCAAGUGCAGUCAUUGCAAAGGAACUCUAAAGCUGAGCAGCUUUUCGUCAAUGGAAGGAACCCUUUAUUGCAAACCUCAUUUCGAACAACUCUUCAAGGAAUCUGGAAAUUUCUCUAAGAAUGUCGUCUCAUCUGUAAAGUCUGCUGAGAAGUUGACAAGAAAUUUGUCUAGAUCACCCAGUAAAGCUGCUAGCAUGUUUUCUGGUACACAAGAUAAAUGUGCAACCUGUGGAAAGACUGCUUAUCCACUCGAGAAGGUGACUGUUGAGAGCCUGUCAUAUCACAAGUCAUGUUUCAAGUGCAGUCAUGGUGGUUGUGCGCUUACUCCAUCAACUUAUGCUGCUCUUGAUGGCAUUCUAUACUGCAAACACCACUUCUCCCAACUCUUCAAGGAGAAGGGCAGCUACAACCAUCUAAUUAAAUGUGCUUCAAUCAAGCGUGACGCAGCGGCGGCAGCAGCAGCAUCAACCCCAGCCCAAGCCAAACCCGCCAGUGUACCAGAGGAAGCUUGACCGCUGGUAAAGAAAUCAUGUUUUGCACUGAGCAUGAGAAGAAGAAAGUGGUUGAAUUGUCCACUUUAACAGAGGUCAUGUUUGUUUUCUUUAGUUUCUAAAUCUGGUUGUGUUGUUGUGUUUUAAUGUUUGCUUCCAUUUUCCCAUCUCACAUUCUCUAUCUAUUGCCCUCUCUAUGGGAAAAUGACAACCUUGGGUUUCUGUUUCAAAAUCAUAUGGUGUUGUGCAUUUGAAUCCGUAGGGAUAUAUUCCCCCAGGCGAUUUGAGAUACAUAUAUGCAGUGUCCUGUUACUGCAAAUGUGAUUGUUAUAUUAUUAUCAACCAAAUGUAGUGCCAAAAGACAUGGGUUUGUUCUAAAAAAUUUCUGUUCUUCAGCAUUACUGGUGGUUGAUGAUCUCUACAACAUGCUUGUAAAUUGUAUUCGCAAGUGCCUCACCUUGUAACUUAAAUGGAAAACAAUGAAUUGUUCUGCAAAA